Messenger RNA from Anneissia japonica, 708 nucleotides. RefSeq lists its product as uncharacterized. The transcript is spliced from 2 exons. The record is from RefSeq and is a predicted model, not a curated record. NCBI's taxonomy places the organism in Eukaryota, Metazoa, Echinodermata, Crinoidea, Comatulida, Comatulidae. The coding region runs from base 1 to 306 and encodes 101 amino acids.
AUGUGUUCUGCCUUGAGAACAUUUGGAAAAUAUCAAGGUGUGACUGAAUCACUGAUGACAAGAGGCAAUGACAGACUCAGAGGGAGUGGGAAAACCAUUGGCGUACAGCCAACUGCCACAGCAAGGCGGGCACAUAUGGGGCGAGGAGCCAGACGAAUGACGUCAGGGAGGCCAGCAAAGUCGCCUUUCGUCAAAGAACAUGGCUAUUCAAUUGACAAGAAGAAAAGAAGGACAGCAGCUCCACACAGCCUUAGUCAUGCUGUGGAAUACAAUCAGUCAUUGGGAAAAUCACAUGGUGCUAAAUAAAAUGCUGAAUGCUGAAUAGCUUUUUGUGAUGAAUAUUUAAGCUAAUUUAAAGAUGUACUACCAGUCAGUAUCAUGAGGUAAAAAGAAAUAAACAUUUUAAUUCCAUAUUUGGAUUGCUUAAAUAACUUUUCUGUAUUCUUCUGCAUAAAUCCUUAAGUUGGUCAGUAUUCAAUUUAAAGAUUUUUGUAGUAAAAUGUCUGUAAAUCAAUGAAUCUACUUUCAAAUGAGCUAUUCAAAAUUGUAUUUGAAUUUUUUAGGUAUUUCUUGUCUUUCUGACUGAUAGUACAUCUUUAAAUGAUAGGCCUUUAGGUCAAUUCUACACAUCAUUGUUUAGUUUUGUUUUAUUAUUUAGCACCAUUAAAGAAAAAUGCUAUAGUGCUCCUAAUAAAAUUGAGGGUUUGU